Penicillium nucicola is the source of this 789-nucleotide messenger RNA. RefSeq lists its product as uncharacterized. The coding region runs from base 1 to 789 and encodes 262 amino acids. The transcript is spliced from 2 exons. Gene Ontology annotation, biological process: peptidyl-proline hydroxylation to 4-hydroxy-L-proline. The record is from RefSeq and is a predicted model, not a curated record. NCBI's taxonomy places the organism in Eukaryota, Fungi, Ascomycota, Eurotiomycetes, Eurotiales, Aspergillaceae. Gene Ontology annotation, cellular component: endoplasmic reticulum. Gene Ontology annotation, molecular function: L-ascorbic acid binding; procollagen-proline 4-dioxygenase activity; iron ion binding.
AUGCCACCCAAAUUCAAAAAGCAAGACCAAAAACCACAGCCAGCCCAAAAUACACCCAAAACCCCAAACUGGCCACCGCUUCGCCCGCUUCUCCCACCCGCCGAUCUAAGCCUAGAACCCCUCCUCCCAGACCAGAUCUACCUAAUCCGCAACUUCCUCCCAGGCUCCCUAUGCAAAACAUACGCCUCAUUCCUGGCCUCACUACCAUUAACCACAACACCGGGUAAACCAAAAAAGGACGAGGCAUUGCGCGUGAACGAUCGGUUCCAGAUUGACGAUGCGCGGUUUGCGGAGAUGCUAUGGAGCCAAACAUCUCUCAAGGAACUUGUGACCGAGAGAUUUGAGGAGGGGGAGUAUGAUGACGAAGGGCAUAGAUCACCCCCAGAGAUGGCAGAACGAGCGCGCAGACUCUGGGGCGGGGAGCCUUUAGGGUUGAAUGCUAAUAUUCGCAUUUAUCGGUAUACCAAGGGUCAAUUCUUUGGACAGCAUUACGACGACUCAAACAAUAUCAUUUUCCCUCCAUACCCCUCAACGGCCCUCUCGAGAGCAACUCCUGCGCGAACAACCUGGACCCUCCUUAUCUACCUGACGACCAGUACCGGCGGUGAAACAGUCUUCUACCCGGAAGCGACGCGCGCGAACCGGAAUCCCGAACCGAUUGCUGUUGCGCCCGAGGUUGGGAUGGCGCUUCUGCAUCGGCAUGGCGAUGCUUGUAUGCUUCAUGAGGGGAUGGAGGUUACUGGCGGGGAGAAGUGGGUUUUGAGGAGUGAUUUGGUUGUUCCUAGGUGA